Molecule: messenger RNA, 2823 nt
Organism: Micromonas commoda
Lineage: Eukaryota; Viridiplantae; Chlorophyta; Mamiellophyceae; Mamiellales; Mamiellaceae
Exons: 2
Coding region: 1-2823 (940 amino acids)
Biological process (GO): brassinosteroid mediated signaling pathway
Molecular function (GO): protein binding; phosphoprotein phosphatase activity
Source: RefSeq, a predicted model, not a curated record
AUGCUCUGCGCGCAGUUCCACGUGGACACCAGGAGCGACGACCCGGGUCCCCGAUGCGGUCACACGCUGACGUGCGUCCCCGCGGACGGCGGCGGGCAGCGGCUCAUCAUAUUCGGUGGCGCCACCGCGCUCGAGGGCGACGGGCCGAGCGGGAGCACCAGCGGCAUCAGGCUCGCGGGAGCAACCUCCGACGUGCACAGCUUCGACGUGCGCAGCGGCGUGUGGACCAAGCUGGACCCGACGGGCGAGGGUCCCUCCCCUCGAGCCGCGCACAGCGCCGCGGCGGUCGGCAACAUGGUGGUGGUGCAGGGAGGAAUCGGACCGUCGGGACUCGCGUCCGAGGAUCUCCACGUCCUCGACCUGCAGGGCGCGCCGCGGUGGCACCGCGUGUCCGUCAAGGGCCCGGGACCCGGACAGAGGUACGCGCACGUCAUAUCCUUCGUCGCGCAGCGGUUCCUCGUCGUGCACGGCGGCAACGACGGCGCCAAGCCCCUGGGCGACAGCUGGUGCCUGGACACCACGUCCAAGCCGUACGAGUGGUUCAAGAUGAACCCGGCGGGUGACGUCCCGCCGCCGCGCAUGUACGCCGCCGCCGCGCCGCGCGCCGACGGCCUCUUGCUCCUCUGCGGCGGCAGAGGCGCGGACAGCUCACCCCUCUCCGACGCCUUCGGGCUGGCGAGGCACCGCGACGGCAGGUGGGAGUGGGCGGCGGCGCCCGGCGAGGCGCCCACGGCUAGGUACCAGCACGCGGUGGCGUUUGUCGGGACGAGGCUGCACGUCAGCGGCGGUGCCCUCGGCGGGGGGUCCAUGGUGGACGACCACCUGUCACUCGCCGUGCUGAACACGUCCGCGGGUUCAGCCGCGGGUUGGUCCGUGGCGGAGAUUGAGCGCGCGGGGGGUUCGAGCGCGGCGGCGGCGACGGCGAGUCGCAGGUGCCGCCACACCACCGCGGGCGUCGGUCCGUUGGUCUUCGUGUGCGGCGGCUUGCGCGGGGGUAACCUGCUCGGGGACAUGUACGUGAUGGAGGAGAGCCCGGCGGCGCAGGGGCUGACCAGAACGGAGGCGACCGCGGAGGCGGCGGCGUUUUUGUCGGCGAACCCCGACCAUAGCGGCGGUUCGGUCAACUCCGACCACGGCGGAUCGGUUAAACCCGGGUUCGCCACCCCGGGUGGCACGAACCUCGGGUCCCUCAAGUUCGUCGGCGGGAGCGCCGGGUCGCUCAAGUUUGACCACGGCUCGCCCGGGAGCGCGGAUGGGUCGCCGGAGAAUAACAUCGGCGCGAACAACGAGGCGAUGACCAAGCUGAGCUCCGAGGAGGCCCAAGCCGCGGUCGCCCUCGCCAAGGCGGCGCACGUGGACAUCGACUCCCCGCCGGAGAGCCACGGGAGCGGUAAAUCGUCCGUUCACACGCCUUCCCCGCAGUCCACGGCGAGGGGCGGCGCGAGGGGUGCGAGAGGGACGGCGUCGACGGCGAGGAAGCCGCCGAGCUCGGAGGUUCGUCUGCACCACCGCGCCGUCGUGGUGGCGGCGGGUUCGCACGACGGACCGGCGUCGGGUCUGGGCAGUUUGGUCAGGCAGCUGUCCAUCGACCAGUUUGAAUCCGAGAGCAAGAGGAUUGGGCCGGACAUGGCGGCGUUUGGCACGCCGAUGGUGAAGAUGGGCAGCCUGGACCCGGGAUCGAUGACUCCCGACGGCCGCGGCGUGCUCACCCCGGACCACGAGAAGCCCGACACGGUGCCCCGCAAGGUGCUCAACGAGCUCCUCCACCCGAGGCAGUGGGAACCCGACCCGGUGGGAGCCAGCCGGGGUUUCAUCCUCAACGUCGACGAAAUCGACGAGCUGUGCACCCUGGCUGAGGAAAAGUUCCAGGCGGAGUCAACCGUGCUGCGACUUCGCGCGCCCACCAAAAUCUUCGGCGACCUCCACGGGCAGUACGGCGAUCUCAUGCGCCUCUUUGCCGAGUACGGAAGCCCGAGCACGGCUGGUGAUAUCGCGUACAUCGACUACCUGUUCCUGGGCGAUUACGUGGACCGCGGGGCGUACUCGCUCGAGACGAUGUCGCUGCUCUUGGCGCUAAAGAUUGAGCAUCCCGAUAACAUCCACCUGCUCCGGGGUAACCACGAGGAGGCUGACAUCAACGCUCUGUUCGGAUUUCGCACGGAGUGCAUAGAGAGGCUGGGCGAGGAGGCUGGCGUGCAGGCUUGGACCCGGUUCAACAACCUGUUCCAGUGGCUUCCCCUCGCGGCGGUGAUCGAGGACCGCGUGGCGUGCAUGCACGGCGGCAUCGGGCGGAGCAUCACGCACAUCUCACAGCUGGAGGAGCUCGAGCGCCCGCUCACGAUCGAGUCCGGCGGUAUCAUGCUCAUGGACGUCCUCUGGUCGGAUCCGACGGAGAGCGACAGGGUGGAGGGCCUGCGACCCAACGCUCGGGGCCCGGGGCUGGUCACGUUCGGGCCCGACAGGGUGCGGAAGUUCUGCGAGGACAACGACCUGCAGAUGAUCAUCCGCGCGCACGAGUGCGUCAUGGACGGGUUCGAGCGGUUCGCGGGCGGGCUUCUCAUAACCGUGUUCUCGGCCACAAACUACUGCGGCACGGCUAACAACGCCGGCGCCAUCUUAGUUCUCGGAAGGGACCUGAAGCUGUAUCCGAAGUUGAUCCAUCCGCUGCCGCCGUCGGCGCUGUACGGCGACGGUGGAGAGGACGAGGACAUGGAGGGCGGGAGCUGGCAGCUGGCGCUCAACAAGGACAGGCCGCCCACGCCGCCGAGAGGCAGGGCUGGUGAUCAGAAGAGCCGGAUUGGGUCGGGGGGCGACAUUUUUUAA